This is a messenger RNA of Babesia bovis T2Bo, 3490 nucleotides long. RefSeq names its product Spc97 / Spc98 family protein. NCBI's taxonomy places the organism in Eukaryota, Apicomplexa, Aconoidasida, Piroplasmida, Babesiidae. The transcript has 2 exons. Gene Ontology annotation, biological process: meiotic cell cycle; microtubule nucleation; spindle assembly. Gene Ontology annotation, cellular component: centrosome; equatorial microtubule organizing center; spindle pole. The record is from RefSeq and is a predicted model, not a curated record. Gene Ontology annotation, molecular function: microtubule minus-end binding; gamma-tubulin binding. Bases 302 to 3427 code for a protein of 1041 amino acids.
CUAAUGAUAAACCAAGUCCAUUCUGAUAUAGAAGCUGGGUUGUGGUUCUAUAUAACGUAUUUAUGUAGACCCAAAGAAGCUGAUGGUAAAUAGUGUGCAUGGCACAAUGGAGCAGACUCUUUACAACAUCGUGGGAACGAAGCAUUGGUCGACUGAACCAAGAGUAACUAACAAACAAAUCUUGCAUAUAGAAACAUAAGUCCAAUAAACAUGUAUCGCGUUAGGUACAGGCAAAUGUGUGUAACGUAGUCAUCGAUAAGGGCAGUCACCUCCGGUAUACGAGCGCGGGCAUGAGUCGAAAAUGCUACACGACGUGCUCAUGGCCCUCGCAGGCCUGCCUGGCGAUGUAAUAACGGAAUAUAACGGUAAUGUGCAAGGAUUUAAAGUAUCGGAGGAAUGUGACCGUGUAUCGCAGUCGGAACGUGAAGUGCUCAACUCAGUAUGCGCUAUAGGAUACAAAUAUAGAUACGUAGAGCGAUUUGUACGUGCAGUAAGGCAAUCAGAAGACGACUACAUAGUGUCUAGCUUGAUUGGAUUUGAUGGAAUACCGAAAAACCGUGAAACAGUCACCUCCGCUAGGCAUGAUCUAACAGGUCCUAGUGGCGAUGAAGCUACUACUGUAUACAGAGGGCACUAUCUAGGUGCCAUGUGCAACGGCAUUGAGGAAUACCUCUGUUCAUACAAGGCGAAUCUAACCCACAUCGAGAAGGUUAUACUGGCUGACCCAGCAUUGCCUUUCAGCACCCUGUCGCUACUCAUGGCAGAGCAGAAGCAGGUCAUAGAAGGCCUGGUAUAUAUAAUAGAGUGCUACAAAGAUGUAUGCAGGCGGAACAGGUCAGACCUUAAGCACGUGGCAGUGCGAGUAGAUGAGAUCCUAUACAUGCUACAGAGGGAUAACGGCAACCAAACAGUAAAUCAGAUAAAGCGGAAGCUUUAUGAGAAGUGUUUGCGUCUAUUCAAGAUCCAUCUGCGAAACUGGUUGUGCCGUGGACAAAUAUUGGACAUGUAUCAGGAAUUCAUUGUGUGCCGGAGGAAAACCGACCCCGAUAUGCCACAAUUAGGGAAGGGAGUGGACGCCAGCUCGAUAUGCGCGUUCGAAAUAUUAGACAACGGUAUAAACCCGGAAACAGCAGAGUUUGAGUGGAACUUUUCAUUUUACAUAAUCACUAAGGAGAGACGAUGGAUGCUAUACAGCACGAACCUUUGGAAGAAAAUACUGUUCCUGGGUAAAGCCGUGAGGAUGCUGAUACGGCAAUAUAAUAACGAGAGUGUGAUCACGAAGGCCGCUGAGUGUAUAUUCGAUAGUUUCCCCGAAGUGUGUUCCUCCUUGUCGACGUUCGAAGCGGCAAUAGAGCAGUUUAGGCAAUGGGUUGAACAGGCGUUCUGGGCAUACAUCAACGAAAGUGUGGACAUAAAGGCACAAAUCGCUAUUUUCAGGAAAGUGUACCUCUUAGGGUGCCACGAGGUAUACACUGAGUUGCUGGAGCGCAGCUGGUUCACUAUGCAAACGCCGUGCAACACAGCUUCGUGCACUAACCUAAGGCUUAAUCUCUGGAACUCCAUACUGCACAAGCUAAGUGACGUCACAGUUGAGCAGGCCCCGAAAACGGGUGCCAACAUCACCUCACAAACAAUGUCCAUGAACACAGGCACCACUGUAGAUACUGACUAUAACAUGACCCCAAUGGAUACUGACUACGUCCACCAAAAUACGGCCUAUAUAUCUAACAAUUCAGGCAUCUGGUCAAAUACGGGCUCUAUAACUAACCCGGAGAUACAGCGUGUAAUGGGCAACUUUAAACCACAGGGCGACGCCAGUGAAUCGAGACCUGUGUUCAACCUUAGACCCCGGAGCUACUACUUCAAUAUGCUUAAGAACAGGUUUAUACUCUCCGGGGAUGUAUCAUGGAUAUACAAUGAAAUAGCACUUAAUGUAAGUAAAAAACGACUAGUGGAGCCCAUAUCAAGCGCAUCGGGUACAUCAUCGGUAUGGUUCGAGGAAAUGGUACACGUAGUACAUGGCUUCGAAACCGGUGUUAAGUUCGAACUUAUGCAGAUCGAGCCGUGUCAUGUAAAUAAGGUAGACGCAGGCCCAACUUUACCCAGGUACUGUAGAAUAGCACUGGUACUGCAGUCGAUGAUGGAGCCAGUACGACUUAAGCUGGCAUCCAUGGUACAAGGUACAGUUGAACUUUUAAAGGACUGCCUUUCAGCCGAGUUUGUUAUUGAUUAUGACAACGCAGUACCGGGAAUAUCAGCUGUUGGGUACCUUAUGCUAGGCGGUCGGUGUAUAUCGGCCUUCUCCAGAGUUAAGAGCGUCUCAACAUUGAGUGGCCCUAUGCUAUGCAUCAAUCAAAGCAGUACGAAAUUCCAAAUCACUGAUGGUAGCCGGAAGGAUUUCUUUUUCGUUGUUAAAAUGAAGGUCACCAAGAAGAAGAUAGUAGUGGAGCUGCAGCAUACAAACACGGGAGAGAGCCUAGUAAUGGAAACCGAAGUGCUAGACACCACGCAGCUGCUGCCACACGAUUUCGGUGAUGCAUACCUGGGAAUCAUAUCGUCACCGUCAAGCAUGACGAACCCAAGGGCGGAAUCUAACAUUAACAAGCGCAACUGCGCGCUGAGAAUAUCGCAAUGGGAUUUUGGAGCCACAAUGGCAAAAUAUGAUAUCAUCCCCAACGGACAGGAAGAAGAUAUACCAUUGUGUGAGUCCUUUAGAAAGGAACUGCCAAACUUACAUUCAAUGGAAUUUGAAUGUGGCUUGAAUGAUUGGAUUCAUUUAACUAUGGCAACCAAGUCGUCGUGGCCAGUGUCCAUAAUGCUAGAGAUGAAUACCAUGAUGGCGUACAAUAGCCUGUUCCAGUUUAUAUUCCUACUCAGGCGCUGUGUAUAUGGACUUGAGAAUACAACGCACCUCAAUGGGUUAAUGAGGCGCUUUGGAUCAGAAGAUAGAAAGUCAUCGAUACCAGUGAUAUGCAAGCGAGCGGCGUGCGCAAGAUGGCGUAUGUAUAUAUUCAUGGCCUCGGUCCUGUCGUACCUCCAGCAAUGUGUAAUCGAAUGGAAUUACAACCAACUGGAGGAUAAUAUCAGGGAUUGCUACAACUAUACCGAGAUUAAAGCGGAGCAUGACAGCUAUAUCGAACGAGUGGCAACCAACUGCUUCCUGGAUGAAGAUAACGUAUUGCAACCACUGAUCAGAUGCGCCGAUAUAGCAAUGAAAUUCGCUACACUCUAUUACUGCGCAUUCAACGGAGCUAGUGAAGUGAAUUACGAAGGAGUCGUCAGGAGAAUAGAGGAGUAUAUCAAAGGAUUUGAAAAAAACAUGGCAAUAGUCAACCAACGGCUACUGCUGCUGAGCAACAACACCAAGUACCCAUCGCUGAACACCUUUAUCGAACUACACGUAUUCUCACAAGAAAUGAAACCGUAACCAUAGUGUAAGAUAUGUACCUAUCUUUACCACAAAUCAGUUAUUAGAAUGGAUAAGUACGCU